Macrosiphum euphorbiae (potato aphid) is the source of this 495-nucleotide messenger RNA. The record is from the annotation of a GenBank genome assembly. NCBI's taxonomy places the organism in Eukaryota, Metazoa, Arthropoda, Insecta, Hemiptera, Aphididae.
AUGGCUAGAAAUGUCAUGGUGGAUAUAAAUCCUAGACAAAUUAGCACAGCUCAACAACAAAUGCCAGGUGCUGUUGCUGCUGGAAGUGUAAUUGUUCCAAGCACACGUAGUACAGUCUUUGGGUACAAAUAUACAGCUAAUAUGCGUAAUCCUCCUGGUCAAGCUCAAGGCAUGGGACAACCACAACAUGGUCAACCUCCUGCAGCAGUACAAGCAGCUGUUCAUGUACAUGGACAAGAACCACUAACUGCAACAAUGUUGGCCACCGCUAAGCUGGAAGAUCAAAAACAGAUGUUGGGAGAGAGGCUUUUCCCUCUCAUUCAGUGUAUGUAUCCGGAAUCGACUGAUAAGAUCAUUGGUAUGUUGUUGGAGAUGGACAAUUCAGAUUUGCUUCACAUGUUGGAACAUCAAGAAUCUUUGAAGACCAAAGUAAAAGAGGCUGUUUCUGUGGUACAGGCUUACCAAGCACAUCAAACCCAAGUGAAGAAACAAUAG